Pararge aegeria (speckled wood butterfly) is the source of this 2309-nucleotide messenger RNA. RefSeq names its product juxtaposed with another zinc finger protein 1. The record is from RefSeq and is a predicted model, not a curated record. The transcript is spliced from 5 exons. Lineage: Eukaryota; Metazoa; Arthropoda; Insecta; Lepidoptera; Nymphalidae. Gene Ontology annotation, cellular component: nucleus. Bases 159 to 1193 code for a protein of 344 amino acids.
AAUUCUUGUCUUUUAGAGUUUUAAAAAUUCAAAAAUUAUUAUUUUAAUUGAUUUUCGUAUAAGUUUUAUACAAGAAAAAAUAGAUUUUAAACGCCAGGUAUAGAAAUAUUUCAAAGCGUACAGUUGCCAAUUGACUAGUCCAUCAGCCUCCGUACGACAUGGCCGUCUUCAUGAUAAACAUCUGUAAAUUUAAUGGCUGUGGCAUAACAUUUCCACGGCUAUCGGACUUAAUUGAGCACAUCGAAGACGUACAUAUAGAUUAUGACCCCGCUGUAGUAGAGCAAAAGGAAGCUUCGCAGCCAUCAUGUAUCCCACUCAGCUAUGUUUUGAAAUUUUUUACGGAGGCAUCGAGGCGGGAGAUUCACAAUAUGCCGGCGGCUGUCGAUGUUCGCCGGCGCUUGCUCUCCGCGCCGAAGACACCUUCGGUUCGGAGCAGCACUCCUACAGGAAGUGAAAUGGACGAGGAAGAUGUUAUGAGCCCUUCUGAUGACAGCAACGACUCAUGGGCGACUGUCGAGGAGUAUAGUUCUGAGUUUAUACUACGUUAUGGAGUUAAAAUGAAUGCGAAUGCAUCGUCCGGCGCUCUAGGACCAGCUGCCCAAGAGAAACCAUUCGCUUGUCCGGUGCCCGGUUGCAAGAAGCGCUACAAGAAUGUCAACGGUAUCAAAUACCACUCUAAGAAUGGCCAUAAAAAGGAUGGAAAGGUAAAAAAGGCUUACAAAUGCCAAUGCGGCAAAAGCUACAAAACGGCGCAAGGGCUUAAGAGUCAUUCCAUAACACAGCACACUAUCAGCACUGCUCAUCAGGUUCAUCAAGCGAGCGAAGGUCGUAUUCAUGCGUCUAAAUUGCAAAACCUUGUCGUCACAGCCUCCCCGUCAUCACGACCUCACGUUACCCCUCACAUCGUACCUUCUCUAGAGAGCUUGGAAGCCAGCAAACUGGUCCGAAUCUACGACACACUUAAAGCCAAAGACUUGCCUUCUUUCACGAUUCCCAAACACAACCUGACUCAUUUGAACAUCAUAAGCGCCAACCAAAACAGCCAAACCAUACGCCAUUCUGUUCAUCUCAACUCGACGCCGGCCAUUCCUCUUGAUAAAAUCAAGUAUGAAAAACCUCCUAAAGUGACCGUUACACCGGAAACGACGUAUGAAGUUCCCAGCUUGACACUGUCGAGCGAUCGUAGAGGCUAGAGUCGUCAGAAUGUUAUUUAUUUUAUUUUCAUAUUAUAAAUAUGACCACGCAGUUCCUAUGUAAAAAAAAAAAUCCUUAUAUUAAAUGUAUAUGUCAUGGUCGGUUCUUAAUUAAAAGUGUCGCUUAAGUAGAAAGUGUUUCACAUUCAUGCAGGUCGACCAUAUAGGUAUUUUUUUUCCGCUAUUCAGCAUAUAUUGUAAUGUAUGUGUUUGUAUAUUUACUGCAGAGAUUGUUUUAUUUUUAAGGAAGAAUAGAUUUUAUUUUUGUUUUGUUUGUUUAGUUUUAGUAUAGUUUGCUGUGAUUCCAAUUUUAUUUAUUGAUUUAACUAAUUGUUACCAAAGUGACCUAAAAUCGCUAGCGUAGAUUGAAUCCAAAGGAUUGAAGUAGAUGAUUUGAUGAUACAAAUUUAUGCCGGCUUUAUGUUAUUACGGCUGAUGUUAAAGAUAUCAAGGGAUUUUUUUCAUAUCUGUUGCAACAGGGUAAUUAUAAUGUGGAAAUAAGUGAGGUCCUUUGAAUCUAGUUCUUGCGUGGGAUUGAAAGAAUGCAAAAUGCAAUUGUAUAGUCAAAUUCAGAAUUCUUCGUGCCAUCUUUUCAUUAUAUCCGUGUACUUAAUGUGUAUUGUUGUGUUGAUUACGACAUAGAUUCUUAAAUUAAACGGAAAGAAGAAAAAAAAAACAUUCGCUAUUAAGUAUCCCCGUAGGAUAAUAAAUAUACUCAUAAAUGUGAUAAUAUAUUAUAGACAAAAAACAAAAAAAAAAGCUUUUAAGCGUAUAACUAUUUAAUGGUAAUUAGAUGUUAAGGCUGACAUUAAUUUUAAUUUCCGUCUGGCUGUCAGAAAAUUGUUCGUAAAUAAAAAAAAACAAAUUGUAUUCAGUAGUUUGUAAAAAAUAUGUAUAAUGAAUAAAAUAAGUGAGUGUGCAAUAUAAUUAUAGCAAAGAGUUACUUACAUUCGAAAUAAGGACUCUAUCCCAAAGUACUAAGUACCAUUUACUAAUUAGGUAUUUUUGUUACUUAUUUAUUACGCAGCUUGGGAACUUCAUUUAUGUGCAAUUUUCUUACAUACGGAUUUGAUGAUUUUCGUCUUUUUCAUUAUAUGACUGUACAAUUUAUCUAAA